AUGGGGAGAACAGCAUGUCUGGCUGCGGGAGCUGAGCCGGGGCGAGACGGGGAGGCGGCCUCUGAGGCCCAAGGGCCAGGUCGCUGGGCCGCUGAUUGGGUGGCUCCUUCAGGUUUGUCCCAAGACGGAGACUCGAGCAGCGACUGCAGCCGGGAGGACAGCCCAGGGUCCCGGCUGCCCCGCUUCGUGCUGCAGGGGAAGACCCACUUCCCGGAAAUGUUCCAGACCAGCCACCUCCUGUUCUACGAGCGGUUCAGCGCCUACCAGGACUACAUCCUCGCCGACUGCAAGGCCUCCGAGGUGAGAGAGUUCACGGCCGAGUUCCUGGAGAAGGUGCUGGAACCGUCUGGGUGGCGGGCGGUCUGGCACACCAACGUGUUCGAGGUGCUGGUGGAGGUCACGGAUGUGGACUUCACAGCCCUGAAGGCCGUGGUGCGGCUCACAGACCCCUGCCUGUGCGAGUCCCACGUGGGCACCUUCACCGCCGAGUGCGUGCGGGAGCUCCUGGAGCUGAAGGGACAGCGGCUGCCCCUGCAGGAGCUGUGGGUGGUGUUCGACGGCUCCGGGGCGUUGGACCAGACCGCGCUGGCCAUCGAGCACGUCAGGUUUUUCUACCAACACAUUUGGAGGAGUUGGGAUGAAGAGGAGGAGGACGAGUACGACUACUUUGUCCGCUGUGUGGAGCCUCGACUGAGACUGCACUACGACAUCCUGGAGGACCGCGUCCCCUCCGGCCUGGUCGCCGACUACCGCAGCCUGCUGGCGCAGUGCGAGGGCGUCUACAGGAGCUUCCUGAACCUGCGGAGCAGCCUGUCGGCCUGCCACGCGGACUCGGAGCAGGAGAACGUGUCCAUGGUGCAGGGGCUGGAGCUGUACUCGGAGCUGGAGCAGCUCAAGCAGAAGCUGAAGCUCAUCGAGAACCCCUUGCUGAGGUACGUGUUCGGUUACCAGAAGAAUUCUAACGUCCAAGCAAAGGGUGCCCGUCUGAGUGGCCAGAAGGUCACGCACAUCGUCUCCUCCACCAUGGUGACCGGGCUGCUGCAGGCCCUGCUCAGGGACCGGCUCUGUCAGGAGCCGGGCGCGGAGGACACGGAGGUCCAGUUCCACAGUGACCCGCUGUCGGCCGUCAGCGCCUGCUAUGAAGGCGACAGGGUGAUCGUCUGUCCUGGCCGCUACGUGGUGCAGGGCGCCAUCUCCAUCGCCGACUCCAUCGAGCUGGAAGGGUACGGGCUGCCCGAUGACAUCGUGAUAGAGAAGAGGGGCAAGGGGGACACCUUCGUGGACUGCUCGGGCGCCGACGUGAGGAUCUCCUGCGUGAAGUUUAUCCAGCACGACGCCGUCGAGGGGAUCUUAGUCAUCCACCGGGGCAGGACCACCGUGGAGAACUGCGUGCUGCAGUGCGAGACCACCGGCGUGACCGUGCGCACCUCCGCGGAGCUUGUCAUGAAGACCUCGGACCUGUGUGGGGCUAAGGGGGCUGGCGUGGAGAUCUACCCCGGCAGCACGUGCUCCCUGAGCGACAGCGGGAUCCACCACUGCCGCGAGGGCAUCCUCAUCAAGGACUUCUUAGAUGAGCAUUACGACCUUCCCAAAAUCUCCCUGGUGAACAACAUCAUACACAACAACGAGGGCUACGGCGUUGUCUUGGUGAAGCCUAGAAUCUUCUCUGACCUGCAAGAACACGCCCAGGGCGGAGCCGAAGAAAAUAAAGCACCUAAAGCGCAGCCGCGGGGGGAGGACCCGGAGGAGCUGAUGGAGGGCGCGGCCCGGAAGGGGGGGCUUCGUACGAGGCCCGGGCCCCCUGGGCAGCUGGAAGGCAACUGCGAGAUCGUCAGUGAGCUGGUGGCCGCCUCCGCACAGAAAGGGCAGCUGAGGAAGAAGCGGCUGAGCGAGCUGGGGAUCACGCAGGCGGACGACACCCUCAUGUCCCAGGGCCUGUUCGUGGCCAUCGCCGAGAACCAGUUCAAGUGGAACGGGAAGGGCAGCUUCGGCACGUUUCUCUUCUGACUGUGCGGGAACUUGCACACGGACCCCAGGCCCCGCGCACCACUGCUCGCUCCCCGUCUGCUUCACGCUCGCGGGCCGCUGGGACCGGUGUGGGGGGACCCGCCUGCAGGUGCACGGACGCCCCCUCUGUCCGAAGGCGCUGGCAUCGUGUGAAGCGGGGCGUACGCGGGAUCCCUGUCCAGACGGGCGCGCACGGUUCUCUGACACAGCCCGUCACAGCCCUGGUGUAAGCGCACCACCCCUGGCUCUCCCCAGGAGCCAGGCCGGGGCGCAGGGCGGGCACGAGGGCCCAUCCUGGAACACACAGGCCCCUGCGGUGCCCUCUGAUCCGGAGGCAGCGCGUCCGGCCCCUGCGGAGUUUGCACAACUCUCCUCUCAGAGGAGCAGCUCUAUGAUGGCAGCCUGGCCUGGUCAGGCUCCCGCCGGGGGGCUGCGUGCUUACGUCGCUCUGUGCCAUCCUGAGAGCAGACGUGGAGCGUGUGCCCGGAGCGGAGUGAGCGUGGAGCGUGGACGAGCGUGGGAGCGUGAGAAGGCGCUCCUCACCAUAGCAGUGUUCUGAUCCGAUUCUCACCCGGGGGAACCUACAGACUAGGUCAGCUCUGCAGUCCGUGUCAUGUAAAGCCCAGCUUAAAGGUAUUUAUAUUUAAAAGGUUACAUGUACAUUAAUAUACUAACGAUUAAAGUGACUG
Myotis brandtii (Brandt's bat) is the source of this 2696-nucleotide messenger RNA. It is a transcript of the gene SHCBP1, whose product is annotated as SHC SH2-domain binding protein 1. The transcript has 12 exons. Lineage: Eukaryota; Metazoa; Chordata; Mammalia; Chiroptera; Vespertilionidae. Gene Ontology annotation, biological process: fibroblast growth factor receptor signaling pathway. Bases 1 to 2007 code for a protein of 668 amino acids. The record is from RefSeq and is a predicted model, not a curated record.